Messenger RNA from Folsomia candida, 1221 nucleotides. RefSeq lists its product as uncharacterized. Lineage: Eukaryota; Metazoa; Arthropoda; Collembola; Entomobryomorpha; Isotomidae. The record is from RefSeq and is a predicted model, not a curated record. Bases 412 to 1122 code for a protein of 236 amino acids. The transcript has 3 exons.
UUUGGUCGGAAGUUCAUCUUUCAGUGAAAUUAUGCAAUGCGUUUAACUUCACUUGUUUAACAAAGAUUUUUUUAAAAAUACAGGAUGAUGUGUGGCAGAAGAAAAAAUAAACUGUGCUUGAAACCCUGCCUUUUUCAGUAAACCAUAAACACGCCGCAUUUCGAGCUAAAUAUUACCACUUUUAUUAAGGCAAGGACAGCAGUCAGACUGGGGGCGAGAUAGAAUAGGAUGGGGCUUCAAGCUCUCAGAAGAGGAAUAUUAAAUUGUUAUAAUUUCCCAGUAAUUGUGUCACUUAGAGUUGUUAGUUGUGUUUACAGAUUUCCUUGCCAAACCUUGUGAUGGAGUCGAAUAAACUAUUGUGUUCAUUAUCAUUGUGUUCUUAAAUCCGAAAUAAAUUUUACAUAUGUAGAAAUGACUGAGAUAUUAAAGUUUGUAACGAUAAUUAUACUUCUGCCUGGGAUCAGUGAGGCAGUCUCGGCGGACAAAUCGACAUAUCCAGCCAUCACGACGACCCUACAUAAUAGGACGGUUUGUUUACAAUCGGUGUAUGGGGCAAACAUUACUACGAUAAGUCUUAGUUGGACGUUGAUAAGGUUCCAAUGGUUUUAUGAAACGAUACGAAAAUUCAAUCCGGUUCUAGACUUGACACGGAAUUACGCCGUGGAUGGCGGAGAUGUGGAUGAUGAUCAUAUGAAUUCCACCAUGACCCUAAAAUUGAAGCUGGACCCCAGCCUGUUCCAGAUCCAACUUGCCCUAAAUGUGGAUAACACCUCGAUACAGGGUUAUCUAACUGAAGAAGAGAACAAGGAACAAUUCGAAUGCGAAUUUAAAAUCUUUACCCGGCAUGGAACAAAAACACAAACUGCGGUCGGGAGGAAGGCACGCCACGGAAAUUCUGUCCACUUUCAGUGGUCAUUCUUUGACGAGAGGCGAAAAGCCUUGGGCGAGCUGAUGGACAUUUACACCCGAGUCGUAGUUCGGGAUAAGCGAGGAUAUUACAAGAUAAGAGAAACUGCGAGUGUCACCCUCCCCUCGGAAAGAGCGAUGGAACAAUCAAUCAACUUUAGGUUUGCCGUUAAGAAAAUCGAAUUCAAUAUUGAGGACCAACUUUCAUUUAUUUAGGAAAAAUAAAUAGGAUGUAGGUAAAGUAAUACUUUGAAUAUCUAGUUAAUUAAAGGUAAAUUUGUAAGCGGUAUAAUAAAUUUUGUGCAAUAUGUGGAA